GAAUGCCACAUUUAGAAAGUGAUAUAAAACUAGAUUUUAAAGAUGUGUUAAUUAGACCAAAACGAAGUACAAUCAAAUCAAGGGCUGAUGUUGAUAUAACAAGACAACACGUAUUUCGUUAUUCAAAGAAAACGUUUCCCAAUGAUGUAGUUCCCAUAAUUGCAGCUAAUAUGGAUACUAUUGGUACUUUUGAAAUGGCAAAGGUUUUAUCGAAGUUUCAACUCCUUACUUGCAUAGAUAAGCAUUAUACCAUCGACGAAUGGUUUACUUUUGCCAAAGAACAUCCGGACGUUUUGCCUUAUGUAAUAUAUACAUGCGGAAUUUCAGAAAACGAUGAAAAGAAAAUAUAUGAAAUUUUAGUAGCUAUUCCUCAGAUUAAUGCCUUAUGUUUAGAUGUUGCCAAUGGUUACUCAGAAUAUUUUGUUCAGUUUGUUAAGAAAAUGAGAUCUUUAUUUCCAGAGCAUAUAAUUAUGGCAGGUAAUGUUGUAACCGGUGAAAUGGUUGAGCAGUUGUUACUAGAAGGUGCAGAUAUCAUAAAAGUAGGUAUUGGUCCGGGCUCUGUUUGUACAACACGUAAAAAGACCGGAGUUGGAUAUCCUCAACUUAGUGCGGUAUUAGAGUGUGCUGAUGCUGCGCAUGGUUUAAAUGGACAUAUUGUAGCUGAUGGAGGGUGUACUUGUCCGGGAGAUAUUGCAAAGGCAUUUGGUGCUGGUGCUGAUUUUGUAAUGUUAGGAGGAAUGCUGGCUGGCCAUGAAGAAUGCAGUGGAGAAAUAAUUGAACGCGAUGGACGGCAAAUGAAAAUCUUUUAUGGAAUGAGUUCUGACACUGCCAUGGUUAAGCAUAGCGGUAAAAUGGCAGAGUAUAGAGCAUCCGAAGGUAAAUCAGUUGAAAUACCUUAUAGAGGAAAGGUAAAACAUACCAUUCAAGAUAUCUUAGGCGGUCUCAGAUCAGCAUGCACUUAUGUGGGAGCUUUGAAAUUAAAAGAGUUAUCGAAAAGAACAACUUUUAUUUGCGUAACGCAACAAGUUAAUAGUGUUUUUUCAUAAAAUUCUAUACUAAAAGUAGUUUCAUUUAAAUAAUUGUU
Messenger RNA from Hydra vulgaris (swiftwater hydra), 1084 nucleotides. Its product is annotated as GMP reductase 1. Gene Ontology annotation, cellular component: GMP reductase complex. Gene Ontology annotation, biological process: nucleotide metabolic process. The record is from RefSeq and is a predicted model, not a curated record. Gene Ontology annotation, molecular function: GMP reductase activity. Lineage: Eukaryota; Metazoa; Cnidaria; Hydrozoa; Anthoathecata; Hydridae.